AUGACCCGGGACGACUGGCUGGCAUUUGUCGCAGAAUGGCGGCACUCUUACAAUGUAUUCACCAAUACAUUUGAUCCAUCCAACGAGUUUGUGUCAGUCGAUCAGCACCACUACAACGCCCUUCAGGACCUCCUGCAGCAGCGCGGUCUGGAUGGCCUGUUCACCGAUGAGAAGCUGUGGGAACUCGCUUUCGCUUGGCACCGGCUCAACCCGUGGUCGGAUAGUGCCCAGGGUAUUGAAUUGUUGAACCGUCAGUUCGCCACUUCUACCCUGUCGAAUGGGAAUUUCUCUUUACUGCAGGAUCUCCAGCGACAUGGAUCACUGCCUUUCACGCAUCUUGUCAGUGCAGAGAAUUUCAAGGCUUACAAGCCUUCGCCGCUGGUUUAUAACGGUGCUGCCAAGAUGUUUGGACUGGAGCCAGGCCAGUGCGCACUAGUUGCGGCGCAUCUGGAGGAUUUGAAGGCUGCCCAGAGCUGUGGGUUUCAGACUAUCUACGUUGAGCGUGAGCAGGAGGAAGACAUGUCAAGUGAGGAGGCUGCGGAGGUCAAGGCUGAGGGUUGGGUAGAUAUGUGGGUUGACCUUGAGUCCGAUGGCUUCCGAGAGGUGGCUAAGCGAUUUGGGAUUGAGUAA
Messenger RNA from Penicillium verrucosum, 630 nucleotides. RefSeq names its product haloacid dehalogenase, type II. Gene Ontology annotation, molecular function: hydrolase activity, acting on halide bonds, in C-halide compounds. The transcript has a single exon. The record is from RefSeq and is a predicted model, not a curated record. Bases 1 to 630 code for a protein of 209 amino acids. Lineage: Eukaryota; Fungi; Ascomycota; Eurotiomycetes; Eurotiales; Aspergillaceae.